CAUUAUAUGAUAUGAUAAGAAUUUCAUUCAUUCAUUUCUAUCUUCUCUUGAAUCUCUUCCCAUCUCUACUUUCAAGCUUCUCAUGCGAGUACCUACCCACGCUCAAUGAUAAACUCAUAACCAUUUCAUAAAUUACAUAUUCAUAUCGUUCAUUCAUUUAUUCCCUCCCUCCAUCACUUCUGCUCUCCUCUCAUGAUAGGAGACUUUUCCCAUCCAACCGACCCAAUCAUUCAAUUAAGAAUUGAUUAAUCAAUUAAUUAAAUCAAUUGCCUAAUACUUUCUACUCUCUGCUUCAUCUAGAUUUCACCCUGUGCCCCCAUACCUCCUACCAAUUUUGAUAUUGAAUUAAAUUGAAUAGGAAGAAAGGAAAGGAGAGGAAAGGAACGGUUGAUUUAGUAUUCAUUCUUAUUACUCGUCGUCAAUUCAUCCAUCCAUCCAUCCAUCCAUUCGACCAUCCAUUCAAUCACACCACAAUCGAUUCAAUACUACAUUCUUUUCGUUCCAGAACAUUAAAGGCUUACCUUGCCUAGGUCCGGUACAGCUAAGGGGGGGAAAAUACCCGACAACCAGUCACCAACCACACUCUUUUCCAUAUCAAUUCAAGGAAACUUCGCCGUGAGCCAUUCACAAAGCUUCUUCUUACACAUUCGUUCAACCACCUUCCUGGAAAAGAUUCCAUCGAAAGUAUCCCGUCCUUGGUGGUGCAUAUGCAAUACAUAUAGCUACUGCAAUACAAUAUACUUACGAGACUACUACACCUCCCCACUCUUCCCAACCUCUUCAUCCAAGCUAUUCCCCGACUUUGAUAACAACACGUCGAAGAUACAAGGAUCUGGGGGAUUGACUCUCAGAUAUCUACUUCCCCAUCACGAAUUCAACCAUUCACGCUUCGUUGUUCUACCCAGGAUUUACCUUUUUGCGAAUCAUUGAGAGUUUGGAGGAAUUAACUUUACUUGUGGCCAUCAUACUUUAUGCAAUACAGUCUUCAAUUCGCCUUCCAGUUUUGAUUUCACUCUUCCUUACACCUUUGGGAAAUCUGCCAAUACUUUUAUUGUCUUACGCUCGCUCAAAGAAUAUCGAGAAACUUCUCGUUGAUCCUCGGAUGAAUAUAACAAUUGCUGUCUUGAAAUAAAUAUUUUCUUUGUUGUACGAAAAUCAACAAUUGAAAUACUAGGUACUCAAGUACUAUCCUUCGAUCCCGAACAAUCCGCAUACUGCAACAUAUACGAAUAAUUCCAAGAAAGUAAUUCACUAUCUUCCAACAUAAACCGCCAAUAUGAACGUCGGCAAGAAAUUUGGAAGAGUCAAGCAAUGGGCUGGAGAGAAGAUGGGACAAGAGUCCAAGACUGAAGUUUCGGACGAAUUCAAAUCUUUAGAGGGAGAAAUGCAAAUGAGACAUGAGGGAAUGGAAAAGUUACAAAAGUCCAUGACGAUUUAUGUCAAAUCACUUUCGAAGCGGAACGAAGGAGAUGAUAGAGAAAAGAUCUUGCCAGUAGCAUUCAUGGGACAAACAAUGAUACACCAUGGUGAAGAUUUUGAACCGGAUUCCGACUUUGGAAAUUGCCUCAUCGCUAUGGGUAGAACAAACGAGAGAAUCUCGAGACAGCAGGAUACAUAUGUUGUGGACGCAACUUCGAGUUGGCUCGAAUCCUUGGAGAGAUCUUUGGCUCAAAUGAAGGAAUAUCAGUCUGCCAGGAAGAAGCUCGAACAAAGACGAUUGGCUUACGAUGCCUCCCUUUCCAAGAUGCAAAAGGCGAAGAGAGAAGAUUUCAGAGUCGAGGAAGAACUCAGAUCACAAAAAGCGAAAUAUGAAGAAUCUAGCGAGGAUGUUUACAGAAGGAUGCAAGAUAUUAGAGAGGCAGAGGCGGAAAGUGUUCAAGAUUUGGGAGCAUUUUUGGAAGCCGAGCUCGAAUACUAUGACCGUUGUCGUGAUGAACUUUUGAAAUUGAAGAGGGAAUGGCCAGCUGCACGAGGAUCAGCGGCACAACCACCUCGUCAACCUAGACGCCCAGAAGCACGACCUCGGUCAAAUACAGCUCAUUCAUACAGUGAGAGAUACUCCACAUAUGAAGAACCUAUCCCAGAGCUAGAAGCUCCACGUCCGUCUAUCCGAUCCAAUACUCCUCGUGUUAACACAACUCGAGUUGCCUCGACAUCAGGAAUUGGUAGAAGAGAGGAUCGAAGAGAAGAGUAUUCCCCUCCAAGUUCCCCACAACGCCCAACAAUCGGUCGAUCAUCCACAUUCCAAGGCCCAACAACUCACUACCGCGAAUCUCCUUCCUCAAAUCGUCUUAACACUCUACCUCCUCCUUCAGAUGCUGGUUCUUUACGCGCAUCUUUAAGACCAACUGCCAGGACUAAUAUCAUUUCAGCUGAUUUGUUUAAUGACCCGAGUGACGAUUCAACUCUUAAUAGCAAUAGUCCAGAUAGAUCAUACGGUGCAAGAUCAGUCAGUCCAGCUACUAGUCAUGGCAGUAAUUCUACGCCAAACUCGAGAAGAGCUCCCCCUCCUCCUCCCAGUAGAGCCAAGAAACCGGCUCCUCCUCCUCCUAUGAAGAGAGCGGAUAUGACUUCAGUUAGUGUCAACAGUCAUUAUUAGGGAAUGUCAUUGUUGCUUGAGCGGUAGUACAUACAUAACUGGAACAUUUGUCGUUCAGUAUUUCGGACGAUUAUGUUGUCCACUUCUUUGCACAUACAAUUUCUUUUUUAUAGUUCCUUUCUUUUGUCUUCUUGUUGGAGUGAGAAGAAUGCUGUGUGUGGAUAAGCGGAGGUCAUUUCCAUUCAGUAAGGAUACGGCAUAAGGAGAAAUAGUAGGAGUAAAACAAAGAUUGAGUUUUCCAAGAAGUACAAAAAAUACCAUGGUAGUUCAAUGUUGUUUUAAAUUGAUUUAGGUCUGUUCACUUGUUUGUCUUUCCCGGGCGUUAUUUUUUGGAAGAGAGCAAAUAGGAAUAGGUUAUGGAUGUAUUUGAAGGGGUUGCAUGGGAGAAGGAAAAUUGGAGAUUGUGCGGUAGCUGGUAUAGUGAUUGAUUGCUAAGAUAGGAUGAGGGAAAGCGGUAUAUGGGAUCACUAUGCCUCAAUAUGGAGUACACGCACAAACUGAAAUGAGGAGAUAAAUGAUAUGUAGAGAGCAGAGGGCUAGUGGAUGAAACGUUGGUGGUGGAUGGCAUCGAAUAGCGAAAAAAUCCGAGGACUUAAGUAUAGAAUAGUAUUUUAUCGAUUAAGUUUCCCGAAUCUGUGUUGUGUUGGAAACUUAUUCUGUGUUCAUGAUUUUUGGUGUCAUCGAGGUUAAGAGUCUUU
This is a messenger RNA of Botrytis byssoidea, 3297 nucleotides long. RefSeq lists its product as uncharacterized. Gene Ontology annotation, molecular function: protein binding. The coding region runs from base 1277 to 2599 and encodes 440 amino acids. The record is from RefSeq and is a predicted model, not a curated record. Gene Ontology annotation, cellular component: cytoplasm. NCBI's taxonomy places the organism in Eukaryota, Fungi, Ascomycota, Leotiomycetes, Helotiales, Sclerotiniaceae. The transcript is spliced from 5 exons.